UAUAGUGGACAUUAUUUGUAAUAAUGACGAUAUAUGGAGAGGAAUGGGAUAUCGAUUGGUACCCUGGAUGACCGCGACCACGCGUUCGCUCCACUGGUCAAAACUACUCAUCACCUGAGAUCCCAGGCCACUAAUAAAGACAAGCAGGGAUUCAAUGUAUUGUAUGACUAUUGUGUGAUUUUAGACCUGCACCGAGGCAGAGAUUUUGAAAUUGGUUUGAAAUCUUCCUUACUGACAUGCCGGAUUCAGUUCCACGAAAGGUGUAACAUAACGGUCAACAAUUUGAGACCAAAUGCUUCGAACUCGACAACCUUGUAGAUGUCCUUUUACGGGAGCUAUCGACUGUCACUGAGCUUGGGUGAAAUCAUUGUGUCAAUCCCUAACACAAGUCACUCCCACAUUUGCCGUAUUGAACAAACAAUGGAUAACUUUGGAAAUAGGCACAUAAGAGAAAGAUUUCAAGUAAUUGCAGGAACACGAUGGUGUUGAUGGCUAGAAAAUUCGGUAACAGAUUUGUUCUGUUCAUUUGCGUCGUCAUGGUGACCUGGUUUUUCCUUUUUCAUGGUGUACGCGAAGAAAAACUUACACUGACUGGCCUUCUGGAUUUUACUCAUCAAAAUGAAAUCAUCAGACCAAAACCAUUCAUUGCUGUUCCACAUCGAAAGCGUAACGAAUACUCUGUGAGAAGUAUUGUUGUCAUGGUUUUGAGCAAGGCGUCCAAUAUUUUACAACGGGAGGUCAUUCGAAAGACCUGGGGGAAUCCAAGGAGUCAAAUGGAAUACAAUUUUAGUGUGUACUUUCUGCUCGGUAGAGAAGACAGUGUUAAUGUUAAAGACGACAAUGGAGACAUUGUACAGGUGGACGUCAUUGAAAACUACCUUAAUCUAACCGAUAAAACUGUAGCAGCUUUUAACUGGGUAGUCCAGUUUUGUCAUAGGGCUAGCUACUUUUUCAAAGUCGACGAUGACGUGUUUUUAGAAUUGGAUAUUUUCAAUGAAAUCCAAAAUAAUGCCGAUUAUCUUCCAGACGAUGUUAUUCUUGGUUCAUGCUCUCAAAUGUCACUUCCAUGUAGGAAAUCAGGCAAGUGGCAAGUUUCUUAUGAAGAAUAUCCGUUUGUAAGGUAUCCGCCAUUUUGUAAUGGUCCUGGGUAUGUAAUGACAUAUAAAACUACACGAAGAAUACACGAAGAAAUGAAGAAAACAAGAAUAUUCAAGUUCGAGGAUGUAUAUGUGGGAAUGGUCGCAUAUAGACUUGGGUUAUCGGUAAAAAAUAUGAAAAAAUUUGUGUACAAUUCUAAUGUGUAUAUUUACGACUGGUUGCUAAGCGACCUGUUUUCCCGUUGUCAUACAAUUACACACUAUGCCACACCAGAUAUCGUCCAAAAGUUAUGGGAACAGAGGGAAACGAUCGGCAGGAAUAAAACCGAUUGUUCUCCUUGGGGAAUAGCAUUUUUCCUUUUGUCUUACAUUGUAUAGAUCUUGCGUCAUUUUAGGAAUUAAGAACGAGUCUGUUCUGUAAUGACAGAUGAUUUUGUUUUGACUUUGAUACUAACGUGAAAUUAAUUUACAGUCUCAUAGAUAAUGAGACAUUUAAGUGUAUGUGUGACUCAACAUCUCAUGGAUUCCCUUGUGUGCACUCAUUUUCUCUAAGGGAUUUCCAUUUCAUUGUGUUUAUUCAUAUGUCCAAUGAACGAGCUGAGCUUUUUUCCAAAGCGAAUCAAGAACACAAGAUUUUGGCACGAAUUUUGAGCCUAAUGCCAUAUUUUGUAUAUGAUAUGGACUUUGGGACGUAAGUUCGCCCCUGUAUCGAGAAGGUCAGAAUCAUGAUAUUGGGUCAUUACUUUACUUGGAUGAAGAACAAUAUCUGUUGCGUUAGUGGCAUGUUAGGGUGAAGAUAUAUACCAAGUUGAAAUAUAAUGACAUUGGCUUACUGGCAACACCACAAGGGUUCCUUUAACAGGAUACAUUGUUUUUAAAUGUCCACACGCAUUAAUAGCAUGUAUUAUAUAUUGAACAACAUAAUUUCUACGUGUACACACUGUUUAAUUUGGCAUUUGCAUAUCCAUGAAAAACAAUGAACAUCCACGCAAACAAUGUCCUUGGGAAGUUCGAUACUUUUCUUUUUCACAUUUUAUAAUAGCAAGUUUUUAUAUAGUGUAUAAAACUAGUACAGGAGCGGUCAAUAGAAGUGUUCGUUACAUAUUUGUAAUUAAGUAAUGCAUAAAUAUUUCAAUGUUCAUAUGCAUAGAUCACGUGCACAAUCUGACGGGCUGAUUGCUUUACAAAAGUAUAUUUACAUAUAAUUCCAAUACUUAAUAUCAUUAUUUAACAUAACCUUCAGGUAUAUAGACAGACCAAGAACAAAAACUUUAAAUUAAAAAAAAAUCAUGAGAGGUAUAUUUCAUUCAGUAACCGAAGAUCCAGUCUUUCAUACAUACCACAGUGACAACAGGAAUUUUGCCCAAAACCAAUUUGACCGUAACAAGGUGGUAUAUGCAGCAACCCAUGAGGUAUGUUUUAAAAAUUCAAAAAUGGUAGUGUUGCGACCAAAGGUGUAAGGCAGGGUUCACUUUUUAUCCAAGCAACAAUCAAAACAAUGCUCAAAUGAUCUUAUAUUCUCAAGUGUAUGAGUUAAUAUAACCAUGUAACUGAAUAUUGCACAAUAUAUAUGUAACACAAUCUUAAAGAAGAAAAUAAAUGUUAAAAAAUCAAAUUUUUUGAGUCACAUUUUUAGCGAUGUCAGUUAUUUACGAAAGUGAUACACCCACUUCCGGUUCUUCUAUACCAUACACAUUUUGUACUUAUUUGGCACAAUCUGUUAAGGUAGCGGAAACUGGUUUUGUCAUCUCAAUGUCUAAUUGCAGAAAGGUCUAUUUCUAUAAACAUCCCAUUCCGUAAUCGCAGGAUAACGGUCAUAUUUGAUGAUCAAACACAAAAAUCAUCAGUAAAGUCGGUAAAUUUUGAGCUCAACUAUGCUCUAUAGCUAGACGUUGUUUAAUUUUGAUUUGAACAAAGCAUUUUCAACCAACUUUCAUGUAAUCGUGAUGCAUGACACAUGAUUUUUUUUUAUGAAAUGUACAUACAAGUUUCUGAUUCCCUAUUACAGAGUAUACAAAGUCUAUAAGUAGAUAAUUUCAUGUUCACUAACAAAUCAUUUACUGCAAGAAUCUUAUGAUUAAUCUAACACUAAAAACUUUGUAAUUUUGUCU
This is a messenger RNA of Pecten maximus, 3208 nucleotides long. Its product is annotated as UDP-GalNAc:beta-1,3-N-acetylgalactosaminyltransferase 1-like. The transcript has 2 exons. NCBI's taxonomy places the organism in Eukaryota, Metazoa, Mollusca, Bivalvia, Pectinida, Pectinidae. Gene Ontology annotation, cellular component: membrane. The record is from RefSeq and is a predicted model, not a curated record. The coding region runs from base 480 to 1475 and encodes 331 amino acids. Gene Ontology annotation, molecular function: hexosyltransferase activity.